AUGAGUAACCCUUUAUUAAGUCCUGCUCCCUUAGAGGACCAAGCAAAGCUUCUCGAUGAAGUUUUAAAUGUUGUCAAAGUACAAUCCCAUCUCAUGAAGAAAUGUCUGGAAAAUAACAAAUUAAUGGAUGGGUUAAAACAUUGCUCUAACAUGCUUGCUGAAUUACGUACUUCUGCUCUUACUCCUAAAAACUAUUAUGAGCUCUAUAUGUCCAUUUUCGACGCUAUGCGUCAUCUCACUGUGUUUCUUACAGAAGCCCAUACCUCGGGCCGUCAUCACUUAGCCGACCUUUAUGAGCUUGUUCAAUAUGCAGGAAAUAUUGUACCUCGUCUUUAUUUAAUGAUUACUGUAGGUGCAGCUUACAUGAGCAUUCCCGAUGCCCCCGUCCGUGAAAUUAUGCGAGACAUGAUGGAAAUGAGUCGUGGUGUUCAGCAUCCUAUACGUGGUCUUUUCUUGAGAUACUAUUUAAGUAGCAUGACGCGUGACUAUUUGCCAGUGGAUAAUAGCUCAGAUGAAAAUGACCUCUUUGAAUCCAUACAGUUCAUUCUAACUAACUUUACUGAAAUGAACAAGUUAUGGGUUCGUUUACAACAUCAAGGACAUUCUAGAGAUCGUGAAAAGCGAGAAGCUGAACGUCGUGAGUUGCGUAUUUUAGUAGGAACUAAUUUAGUACGUCUGAGUCAAUUGGAUAGUGUUGAUCUUGCCAUUUACAAAAAGGAUAUUUUGCCAGGUAUUUUGGAUCAAGUUGUAAGUUGUCGUGAUGUAAUUGCUCAAGAGUAUUUGAUGGAAGUCAUUAUACAAGUAUUCCCAGACGAUUUCCAUUUGCGUACGUUACAACCAUUCUUGGCAGCAACUGCACAGCUACAUCCCAAGGUGAAUGUAAAACAGAUUAUUAUUUCGUUAAUUGAUCGAUUGGCAGCAUUUGCAGCACGCGAGGCUGAAGAUGAGUCACAAAAGACACGUGAAGAAAAUGUUCAACGUAUUGCCAAUGAACGUAAAAGAAGAUUACAAGGCAUCGAGCCUCAAGAGGAGGAGGAAAAAGAAGAAGAGAAUCAAAAAGAUGACGAAAAAGAAGAAGAGAAUGAGGACGAGCUAAAAGAAGAAGAAGAAGAUAAACAAGAAGAUGACGAAAAAGAAGAAGAGAAUAAGCAAGAAGAGGAAUCAACAACUACUGAUAAGGAAGCUAUUAAAAAAGUACGUGGUAUCCCUGAAGAUGUUGAACUCUUUGUUAUUUUCUGGGAAGAAAUUGUUGAACUUGUCAAGGCACGACCUGAUCUUACUGUUCAAGACUUGACUGCAUUAUUAGUUUCUUUAGUUAAUCUUUCUUUGUCUUGCUAUCCAGAAAAAUUCGAUUACGUUGAUCAGAUUCUUGCCUUUACUAAAGAUAAAGUUAUUGAAUAUGCUGAUUCUCCUGAUUUGCAUUCCAAAGCCACUGAGGCAAAUCUUCUUGCACUCUUAUUGGCACCUAUUCAACAAUAUCGAUCUGUCCUUUAUAUCUUGGCUCUUGCUAACUAUCAACCUCUUUUAUCUCUUCAACCUUUCAAUACACGACAGGUUAUUAGUCAUGCCGUUGUUAAUAGCAUUUUGAAAAAUGAGACAAUAAUUGAGAUACCCGAGGACGUUCAUGGUGUCCUUGAAUUGUGUGAUGUUUUAUUAAGAGAUCAAAAGGAUGCUCCUAUGACUGCCUAUCGACAACAAAAAUCAGAUUUAUACGAAGAAGAUUAUUUAGAAAAGCAAAGUCUUUUGGCACGUAUGAUUCAUCUCUUCCAAUCGCCUCAAGAGGACACACAAUUUCUUCUUUUGUCAGCGGCUCGAAAGCAAUUGGGUGAUGGUGGUGAUCGUAUCCGCUACACUUUCCCUCCACUUGUUGUAUCAGCCGUCAAACUUGCCCGUCGUUACAAACAAUUGGAUAAUGGAGAAGAAGAUGAAAUAUGGGAAAAGAAGAUAUCUGCCUUAUUCCGUUUUAUUCAUCAAGUCAUUUCGACACUUUAUCAUCAAUGUCCUUCUAGUUCUGAUAACACAUGUUUGCACUUAUUUUUACUAGCAGGACAAAGUGCGGAUGAAUGUGGUUUUGAAGAGAUAGCAUAUGAGUUCUUUGUAGAGGCAUUUACGAUUUAUGAGGAAUCCAUUUCAGAAUCAAAAGCACAAUACCAAGCAAUAACAUGCAUUGUAGGCGCUCUUCAGCAAACGCGUGUCUUUUCUGUCGAUCAUUAUGAUACUUUGAUUACAAAGGCAGCGUUACAUAGUUCCAAGCUACUCAAAAAGCCAGAUCAGUGUCGUGGCGUUUAUUUAUCAUCCCAUCUUUGGUGGGCAACAGGUGACAGUGAGCCUUUAUUCAGAGAUGGAAAGAGGGCCCUUGAAUGUCUUCAAAAGGCACUGAAGAUUGCUGAUAGUUGUAUGAAUCCUGUUACAAAUGUUGAAUUAUUUGUAGAGAUUCUGAAUCGAUAUAUUUAUUAUUUUGAAAAAGGCAAUGAAGCAGUUACAGUGAAGUAUUUGAAUGGUUUGAUUGAUUUAAUUCAUACUAAUUUGGGUAACAUGGAUAAUCCUGAUCAACAUCCACCUACUUCUACAUCAUCUGCACUUAUUGAGCAUGAAGGUUCUAUUCCUGAUUAUGUUCGACGUCAUUUCCAUGCUACCCUAUUACACUUACAAAAUCGUAAAGAACAAUGUACACGUACGGAAACAGGACCUAAAUACGAUGAAUUAGAUCUUGGUAACUUUUAA
Messenger RNA from Cokeromyces recurvatus, 2724 nucleotides. Its product is annotated as vacuolar protein sorting-associated protein 35. The record is from RefSeq and is a predicted model, not a curated record. Gene Ontology annotation, biological process: intracellular protein transport; retrograde transport, endosome to Golgi. The transcript has 6 exons. Bases 1 to 2724 code for a protein of 907 amino acids. Gene Ontology annotation, cellular component: late endosome; retromer, cargo-selective complex; retromer complex. Lineage: Eukaryota; Fungi; Mucoromycota; Mucoromycetes; Mucorales; Mucoraceae.